GAUGGAAUAGACCGAUCAAGUACGUCUGACCCACGCGGGACGGGAGACUCUGUUCUUGCGUUGGUCCGUCUUGUGAUUAAAGGAGUCCCCCUCUCUCUCUAUCUCUAUCUCUGUUCGAGUGUCUACCGGAGAGUAGGGUUUCUGGGUGAGCGCCGCCUACCUCUUGCUAUCGGGCUAGGAGAUCUAAGAGUAAAGGGACCUCCGAUCUGUGCUUCUUUCCGAGCGGUAAUUGCGGAUGGGAAGGGAGCGGGAGAUGGUGAGGCAGCAGCAGCAGCCUUCCUACACGGUUGAGCAACUCAUUGCCGUGAACCCGUACAACCCCGAAAUCCUCCCUGACCUCGAAAGCUACGUACAUGAGCAGGUCUCAUCUCAGACUUACAAUUUGGAUGCAAACCUUUGUCUUCUUCGACUUUAUCAGUUUGAACCAGAAAGAAUGAGCAUCCAGAUAGUGGCGCUGAUCUUGGUAAAGGCCCUCAUGGCAAUGCCGGCUCCUGACUUCAGCCUUUGCCUCUUUUUGAUCCCUGAAAGAGUGCAAAUGGAGGAGCAGUUUAAGACUCUCAUUGUAAUGUCUCACUAUCUAGAGACAGCAAGGUUUCGCCAGUUCUGGGAUGAGGCAGCAAAGAAUCGAAGCACAGUUGAAGUUGUGCCUGGUUUUGAGCAAGCUAUCCAAGCUUAUGCCAUUCACGUUCUUUCACUCACUUACAGGAAGGUGCCUAGGCCCGUCUUGGCAGAGGCUAUCAACAUUGAAGGUCUCUCCUUGGACAAGUUUUUAGAGCACCACGUGGCAAACAGUGGGUGGGUCCUAGAGAAAGGACAGGGCCGUGGCCAGCUGAUUGUGCUUCCUUCCAAUGUGUUCAAUCAGCCAGACUUGAAAAAGAACACGGCAGACACUGUCCCAUUGGAGCAUGUAACUAGGAUCUUUCCCAUUCUUUCAUAAUCCCAUAGUUGCUAAUCUCCGUACGGGCAUGUUUUCUAAUCAUGUUGCACACAAGAUGGAUUAAUGUUUAUUUGAGCAAUGUAUGGCUACGUAUACAAGCAUCACUUUUUGGCAUGUGGAUCCUCGUCAGAUAUGUUACACUAGGUGGUUGCCCCUAUUUUUCUAUUAUCUUCGCUGUUAUUCUAGCAUGCUCGUCAAAUCUGUGGGGGAUAUUUGUUUAGGAUACAAGUUCAUGAAUUCAUGCUUUGAUUGAUUUUUGUCUUUAAUCUAUUCACAUGCUAUUGAGGUUAA
Molecule: messenger RNA, 1228 nt
Organism: Nymphaea colorata (pocket water lily)
Lineage: Eukaryota; Viridiplantae; Streptophyta; Magnoliopsida; Nymphaeales; Nymphaeaceae
Product: eukaryotic translation initiation factor 3 subunit K
Exons: 8
Coding region: 236-937 (233 amino acids)
Biological process (GO): regulation of translational initiation
Cellular component (GO): eukaryotic translation initiation factor 3 complex; cytoplasm
Molecular function (GO): ribosome binding; translation initiation factor activity
Source: RefSeq, a predicted model, not a curated record